Kockovaella imperatae is the source of this 653-nucleotide messenger RNA. RefSeq lists its product as hypothetical. The transcript has a single exon. The record is from RefSeq and is a predicted model, not a curated record. Bases 1 to 651 code for a protein of 216 amino acids. NCBI's taxonomy places the organism in Eukaryota, Fungi, Basidiomycota, Tremellomycetes, Tremellales, Cuniculitremaceae.
AUGACAUCGCUGAACGACACUCACUUUCAGAUCACCGUCACUGCUCCAACAGACGAUGCCAAGGCUCUCUUUCAGCGAUGGAAGACGCCCUCAUUAAGGGGAGAGUCUUUGAACGACUGGAGAAGGGUAACCACUGACGAUCUUGGUGGCGAUGAGCCCAGUGAUUCAGAGCUAGCCACCACGUUCAGGGUCUAUCGCCAUGAAUUUGUCCGGAAUGAGGGUGGGCCAAAACCGUGUGAAGAUAUACCGACACUGUGUGUAGACUUCUCAGAUGAUGCGACAAUCAGCAAAAAGGACCUGGAGAAGCUGAUUGAUUUGGCGGCUAAAGCCAUUUGUAAGAGUGCUUCGCUGCUCGAAGGUCUCCGGGACUUGCAGAGGCAGAGGGACGCUCUCGCCCAUCCUCCUCUCGAGGCGUUUCAUCAGCUAGAACUGUCCACUCGGUACUUGCAGAAACUGUUGAAAUCUCGGGCAUCUUGGGGAGCAGCAAGAGAUCAGGCGGACAGCCUUCUUUCUCUGACGCACGUCAGCAGUCUGCACGGUCUGACGAUGGCAAGUAUCAAGCAUGCCGAGUGCUUGAUUACCAACGCAGGUCUGACUCCGACUGAGGAGUGGAUAUCGUGGACGACCAAUGCCAAGGCUUGGCGGCCUUAGAC